Molecule: messenger RNA, 4611 nt
Organism: Periophthalmus magnuspinnatus
Lineage: Eukaryota; Metazoa; Chordata; Actinopteri; Gobiiformes; Gobiidae
Product: ADAMTS-like protein 2
Exons: 20
Coding region: 48-2900 (950 amino acids)
Biological process (GO): extracellular matrix organization
Cellular component (GO): extracellular matrix
Molecular function (GO): metalloendopeptidase activity
Source: RefSeq, a predicted model, not a curated record
CUGAGGCGGGCACUGACACAGCUGGCGCUCCCUGACAUGAAUGAACCAUGUUCGUCCACGGAGGCUUAGCUCUCCCCGUUUACUGCGUGCUCCUGCUGCUCCCCGGGGCUCACAGUCACCUCUGGACGGUCAAGGACAGAAGUGACGCGAGACUGGAGCCGCACAGAACGUCUGUGCAGUCACACAGCCGGACAGCAGCCAGCAAGGAGGAGGUAUUCCAGUGGUGGGGUGAGUGGUCGAGCUGGUCGUCCUGCUCCCGGAGCUGUGGAGGUGGGGUCCGCAGUCAGGAGAGACACUGUCUCAUCCAGAGGCUGUCCACCAGUCAGCAUGGAAACAGCUCAUUCUGUAUGGGCUCUCCUAAAAAGUACCAGCUGUGCCCAAAUCAGGCCUGUCCAAGCCACAGUGCGAGUUUCAAACAACACCAGUGUUCACAGUUUAACUCCAAAGCAUUUGGCCGAAGAUACUAUCAGUGGAUCCCUCUUUAUCCAGCGGAUUACAUCAGCAUCUCCAACAAGCCCUGUGACCUGCAGUGCACCACCAUCAGUGGAGAGAGGCAGCUGCUGGUCCCCGCUCAUGAUGGCACCUUCUGCAGGGACACCAAGUACCAUGGGGUCUGCAUUGAGGGCACAUGUCAGCCUAUAGGCUGUGAUGGGGAGUUGUACAGCACCAAGACGGUAGACAGAUGUGGGGUGUGUGGAGGCAACGGGACAUCCUGUCAGCGCAUCUCUGGAUCCUAUAGAAAGGCACUCACACAGUUAGGUUAUGCAUUUGUCACCAACAUUCCACAUGGAGCCACGGACAUCCAGAUCAUCGAAAGACACAAAACGGAGAACAUCCUGGCUCUGUCAGAUGAAGCAGGGCAUUUCUUCUUCAAUGGAAACAGCCUGUUCGAUCACCCGCAGAACUUCCGUGUGGCUGGAACAGUGUUUAAGUACAGGCGUCCUAACAGUGUGUUCUCUGAUGGUCUGGAGUACAUCAUCGCACAAGGACCUACACUCCAGGGGCUUAACGUCAUGUACUACAACCUAAAUGGGAAGCUUCCCCACAUAACCUACGAGUACACCGUCCCUCUCUCCUCACACGACCACAUCGCUAUAAGCCCUGCCCACUCACAUACUAACCACACCCUCAAUGAGCUGAGUGAGAGACUGUCAGAGAGUCAUAGUUCAACCAACCACAGUCACCAGUUUGACAGUGAACUAGAGUCUAAUAACCAAUCAGAAGAUAAGGCACUGGAAGAGGCGGGGUCAGAGGAGGAUGUGCUGAUGUGGGAGAUUCGGACGCCCAGCCCUCCGCCACCUGCGGCCAUGUUGGUGUACAGACCUGUGGAUGUGAUCAGCCAUGUGUUCAGUCAUAAUGAUGUGGAGGAACCAGGACCGCCCACCCUCACUGACUAUAGGAGUACGUCCAACUCAGUGGAUGACCCGUCCACUGAUGAAGAGAAUGCCCUUCUCCUUUCAUUUCCAGGCAGUAAGAGCGUUCACAUGGCCCUCCCUGAUGACGGCCCUCUUCAGCUGCUGGAGCAACUGCAGCUGAAUCAGAGCCACUCACACCCCUCCUCACUGAUCCCUCCCUCUGAGCCGCAGGCAGAGAGUGACUCUGUCCUGGUGAAGCUCCAGCAGCUCGCCCAGGCCCCCAGCACUGAAAGUAAUGAUUUUGAUGUGGGGUUGGACCAGGACAUCCCCAGUAUCUCUGACAUGUAUCGCUGGAAAGUGUCAGCCUACGCCCCCUGCAGUUCAACAUGCACUACAGGUAUCAGCAGUAGCUUUGCCCUGUGUGUGCGUUAUGAUGGCACUGAGGUGGAUGACAGUUACUGUGACUCUCUGACCCGGCCUGAGCCCACACAUGAGUUCUGCACGGGGAAGGAGUGCCCUGCCAGGUGGGAGACCAGUGGCUGGAGUGAGUGCUCUCGCACCUGUGGGGAGGGCUUUCAGUACAGGACAGUGCGCUGUUGGAAGAUGCUCUCCCCAGGCCUGGACUCCUCUGUGUACGACUCUCUCUGUCUGUCACAUGACCUGCACAAACCAGCCAAUCGCAAGGUGUGCUCUGGACAGAGCUGUGGGCCACAGUGGGAGGUCUCCGAGUGGUCCCAGUGCUCGGCCCGCUGUGGUGCUCAGGGAGUCCGUAGUCGAGACGUCCGCUGCUCCAUGGACCUUACUCUGUGUAACCAAACGAGCAGGCCUUUAGACAGACAGCCCUGUGAGGGUCCUCCCUGUGACAGGAGGUGGACUGUGUCAGACUGGGGCCCUUGCUCCGGGGCCUGUGGAGAGGGCAGGAUGGUACGAGCUGUUAUGUGUCGCUCCUCUGGUGGAGUGCUUAUGUCGGAGGAGCAGUGUGACCAUGCCUUCAGACCUCUGGCUGUUUAUCCCUGUGGAGACAGAGACUGCGCCCCCCACUGGGUCCAACAGGAAUGGCAACAGUGUAAUGCAUCGUGUGGGCGCGGCGUGCGUCUGCGGCAGGUGGUCUGUGCUGGGCUGGAGGCUGGAGUGUUUAAAGAGUUCCCUGAGAGCAGCUGUGACCCGGAGCAUAGACCUGACAGCAGCUCACCCUGUUUCCAGAGGCCCUGCUCCAAGUGGUUCACCACCACCUGGUCCCAGUGCAGUAAGACGUGUGGCAGUGGCGUCCAGGUGCGGGAGGUGAAGUGUUACCAGGGCGAUGAGCUGGUUACCCGAGGCCACAGCUGUGACUCAGCCCUGAAGCCUGAGGCCCGGCAGAGUUGUGAGCUGCAAAGUUGCCCCACCCCUCCUCCAGUGGCGCCCCCUGGUGUCUCCGUGGCUGUGGAGGACUUGUGUCAGGACAAACCCACUGCUAACUGUGCCCUGGUGCUGAAGGUAAAGCUGUGCUCUCAUUGGUACUACAGAAAAGCCUGCUGCCAGUCGUGUCGGCCCCCCAGGCCCUGAGACACCCACACUGCGGUCCCUAGACCCCGAGGAGAACUACAGUGGGCCCCAAACCAAACUGUUUCAAACUGGUGCUACACAAAACCUGCUGCUACCAACUCUAUUGAAAAGACUUUUCAUUUCACCAGCGUCGGUGUGCCAGUCCAAACAAUGUGAAGAAACCCGAGCACUACAGGGCCUGCUGUCAGUGUUGUUUGCAGAUUUACUCUUUGUGUUGCUUUCAUGCUUCUCUCACGAAAUACACCCCAAGCCCCAUGUAGGGAGACACACACGAUUCAGCCAUAACAUCGCAACUGUGUCAAAUGUACAUGAAUAGAACUUUCUGUAAUGGAGCUGAACACUCAACGCCAAUACAUAUCCUAUUCAUUUGCAAAGUUUCAGAAAUUUACUGUAAAUUAAAUGAUCAAUUAUUAGGUAACUUUUCUUGUAUGGAAAAAACUUGUACUUAGGCUUGUCAAAGCCUCUCAAAGCUACACUAUAGUCAUUAUUCUUUUGCUUCACACUCGGUGUUGGUAAGAGACUUCUUUAGCCACAGCUGUCCUGGGGUAUAAUGACAGAAACAAGGCUGCCAAUCUGUGUCAUCAGCUCCUCGGACCACCACCAACAGACAUGCACACACCACUUUCAUGAGUUAAGUAAAUCCUCGGACCUUUGACUUGGGGGACCACUGCUCUAACCACUGAGAGACUACCUCCCCAAAUGUCCCGGGUGGACGGUCUCAUGUCUCAUGAUAUUAAACCUAUAGAUCUUGCAGUUUUUCAAUUACAGCUGCUUUUAUUGCUCAAAUAUAAUUUUGAGGAAGACAGCCCUUUCCUCUCAUCUUCCAUGGUUUCUGCUUAUACAAAGAAUAGAAACAGAUAUAAAGUCCACAGAAGAAUUUAUAAUACUUGUAGAAGAAGUCUGUGUUGAUAUUUCCAUACAAAGACUGUGGUGUACACCUAUACAAUGACAUGGUUUAGACUUGGCGCCUCUUUGUUGGUACCGUCCUGACCUCUUGACACAUUGCACAGUCCAAUCAGAAUGCAACGAGCAUCCUUCCGGGGUGUUGUUUGUGUAACAGGCCAAGAACUACUGAUAGGGAUGACAUCAAGACUUAUUUGGAUAUUUUGAUAUUGGAUAGAUUGGAAUAUCCUGUAUUUAUCUUAACAUAUAUCUCACAGCUCUGAUGACAGUCGUUAUCUUCACAGGACCUCAGUACAACAAUGAACUAUAGCAGUGGCUCUACAAAGUAGCACAGUUAUUUAUCCUAAAUAUUCUCUCCAAAACACCUCUUCACAGAUCUGACGAGUUUUAUGCCAUGCAUCUCCAUGGAAACAAGCAGGCGACAGACCUUCCACCUGAAAAGUUGCAUAGUACAGUGUUAAGCUCAGUAGUUACCACAUAACAUUAGUCUAUCAAACUUUCUAACUCAUUUAUUCAUCAUUUACAGAAAGGCUUUUUGGGGAAAAAUGAAUAGGAAUUUUGCUUCCAGAGCCUGAGAGGUGGGUGGGACUGCUCAAACAAAACACAACAAUGUCCAAGUUAAUAAGGCAGCUCUUCACAUAUGCCCAUGAAAGCACAGAGCCCAUAUGGCUGUGGAGGCUGGAUCCACUGGCAUUAGUCCUGAAAGCAAAUUCUGUAUAUUCCACUUGUUCUCUGUCCACUGUGUGUGUCAUGUUGCUGUUUUUAUGUUUUGUUAUUUUUCACAUUAAAUAAAGAGUUGUUUUUUUUU